Messenger RNA from Polyodon spathula (Mississippi paddlefish), 2052 nucleotides. RefSeq lists its product as uncharacterized. The record is from RefSeq and is a predicted model, not a curated record. NCBI's taxonomy places the organism in Eukaryota, Metazoa, Chordata, Actinopteri, Acipenseriformes, Polyodontidae. The transcript has 2 exons. The coding region runs from base 688 to 1983 and encodes 431 amino acids.
UACAACUUCAUCAAAAGUCCAUUCUCAUUUUGCUGCAAAUUGCUUUGUUAGUAUACCAACUACGACAGAAAUACAGACCAACAGACAGACAAACUGACAGUGGCUAGAGUAUCUGUCCUGUUCCCGGUGUAUAUUAGUGGUCAGUUCAAAUACUGAUGUGUUCUGCAAUAGUCAGUUCACAAAAAGUUUAUUGAUCAAUGGUCAGGUCACAUAUUAAUGGUAGAGUUUUGUAGUUUUCAGUUCCCAAUAAGACAUUGUAUUAGUGGUUAGUUCACCUGUUACUGCUGGCUUGUGUACUGGUCCGUUCACAAUAAGAUCUUAUGUUAAUGGUCAGUUCACAUAUUAAUGAUGAAUUGUGUAGUGGUCCGUUCACAAUAAGAUCUUAUGUUAAUGGUCAGUUCACAUAUUAAUGAUGAAUUGUGUAGUGGUCAGUUCACAAUAAGAUCUUAUGUUAAUGGUCAGUUCACAUAUUAAUGAUGAAUUGUGUAGUGGUCCGUUCACAAUAAGAUCUUAUGUUAAUGGUCAGUUCACAUAUUAAUGAUGAAUUGUGUAGUGGUCAGUUCACAAUAAGAUCUUAUGUUAAUGGUCAGUUCACAUAUUAAUGAUGAAUUGUGUAGUGGUCAGUUCACAAUAAGUUACUAUAUUAGUGGUCCGUCUACAUAUUAAUACUGUGUGGUGGUCAGUCACAUGUUAGUGCUGGAGUGUGUGGAGGUCAGUUCCCAAGUUCACAUGUUAGCGGUGGAGUGUGUGGAGGUCAGUUCCCAAGGUCACAUGUUAGUGCUGGAGUGUGUGGAGGUCAGUUCCCAAGUUCACAUGUUAGUGCUGGAGUGUGUGGAGAUCAGUCACAUGUUAGCGGUGGAGAGUGUGGAGGUCAGUUCCCAAGUUCACAUGUUAGCGGUGGAGUGUGUGGAGGUCAGUUCCCAAGUUCACAGGUUAGUGCUGGAGUGUGUGGAGGUCAGUUCCCAAGUUCACAUGUUAGCGGUGGAGUGUGUGGAGGUCAGUUCCCAAGUUCACAUGUUAGCGGUGGAGUGUGUGGAGGUCAGUUCCCAAGUUCACAUGUUAGCGGUGGAGUGUGUGGAGGUCAGUUCCCAAGUUCACAUGUUAGUGGUGGACUGUGUGGAGGUCAGUUCCCAAGUUCACAUGUUAGCGGUGGAGUGUGUGGAGGUCAGUUCCCAAGUUCACAUGUUAGCGGUGGAGUGUGUGGAGGUCAGUUCCCAAGUUCACAUGUUAGCGGUGGAGUGUGUGGAGGUCAGUUCCCAAGUUCACAUGUUAGUGCUGGAGUGUGUGGAGGUCAGUUCCCAAGUUCACAUGUUAGUGGUGGAGUGUGUGGAGGUCAGUUCCCAAGUUCACAUGUUAGCGGUGGAGUGUGUGGAGGUCAGUUCCCAAGUUCACAUGUUAGUGGUGGACUGUGUGGUGGUCAGUCACAUGUUAGUGGUGGACUGUGUGGUGGUCAGUCACAUGUUAGCGGUGGAGUGUGUGGAGGUCAGUUCCCAAGUUCACAUGUUAGUGGUGGACUGUGUGGUGGUCAGUCACAUGUUAGUGGUGGACUGUGUGGUGGUCAGUCACAUGUUAGCGGUGGAGUGUGUGGAGGUCAGUUCCCAAGUUCACAUGUUAGCGGUGGACUGUGUGGAGGUCAGUUCCCAAGUUCACAUGUUAGUGGUGGACUGUGUGGAGGUCAGUUCCCAAGUUCACAUGUUAGUGCUGGAGUGUGUGGAGGUCAGUUCCCAAGUUCACAUGUUAGUGGUGGACUGUGUGGAGGUCAGUUCCCAAGGUCACAUGUUAGUGCUGGAGUGUGUGGAGGUCAGUUCCCAUGUUCACAUGUUAGUGGUGGAAUGUGUGAAGGUCAGUCACAUGUCAGUGCUGGAGUGUGUGGAGGUCAGUUCCCAAGUUCACAUGUUAGUGCUGGAGUGUGUGGAGGUCAGUUCCCAAGUUCACAUGUUAGUGGUGGACUGUGUGGAGGUAGUUCCCAAGUUCACAGGUUAGUGCUGGAGUGUGUGGAGGUCAGUCACAUGUUAGUGCUGGAGUGUGUGGAGGUCAGUUCCCAAGUUCACA